AUGAUCAAAACUUAUUCUUCUAGUGAGGAUCAGCAACCUAUACCUGUGAAACCACUCCAUGAACACUAUUUAAGCAGCCGCCUCAUCUCUAAAUCCUCAGAAGAAGGCAGCAUCACGCACCUGGUUGGGGUAGAGGCAGUAUUGGAGUUGGAUAAAGUUGUCUACGCCAUCUGUAUCUCACUGCUGAAUUAUCCUGAUAUGAUGGAGGGUUCCAUGAUUGAUUCAUCACUGGGAAUGCACCGAAAUAUAAACCAAGAGGUUCAGGUUGACUAUUCUGCAGCGAAGUUGAAAGUGACCCAACCUGCCUCUGAGAGAUCUGUCGUGGUCUUUCUGCACUUUCAUGAGAUUGUUGGAGCUGGUGGCGGACGAGUCGUUGGAGGAUUUGGAGGUGGUGGCGGACGAGUUGUUGGAGAAGGUGGAGGUGGUGGCCGACGAGUUGUUGGAGGAGGGGGAGGUGGUGGCGGACGAGUUGUUGGAGGAGGGGGAGGUUGGGGUGCUGUUCGUUGGCUGAAAGGCGAAGAUGGUGUCCCAGCUUGCCUGGGGUAG
Strongylus vulgaris is the source of this 546-nucleotide messenger RNA. The record is from the annotation of a GenBank genome assembly. Lineage: Eukaryota; Metazoa; Nematoda; Chromadorea; Rhabditida; Strongylidae.